This is a messenger RNA of Apodemus sylvaticus (European woodmouse), 1598 nucleotides long. It is a transcript of the gene Plpp1, whose product is annotated as phospholipid phosphatase 1. Lineage: Eukaryota; Metazoa; Chordata; Mammalia; Rodentia; Muridae. Bases 427 to 1281 code for a protein of 284 amino acids. Gene Ontology annotation, molecular function: phosphatidate phosphatase activity. The record is from RefSeq and is a predicted model, not a curated record. Gene Ontology annotation, biological process: signal transduction; phospholipid dephosphorylation; phospholipid metabolic process. The transcript has 6 exons.
GCCCGGGGCGGGAGGAGCCGCGGCCCGUGUUCGUCCCCCCUCCCCCCUCCGGGUCCUCAUCCUUAAAGCUCGAGUCCGCUCGCCCCGCCUGUUGGAGAGGGCACAGGGCAGCGGAGGGCGUUUGGCCGCGGCUAGCCAGCAUUGAGCGAGCAGGCGUCUGAGGCGACAGAGCGGCGGCAACUGGCCCGGAGUCCCGGCCCGGUACGGGGACCGUGAAGGGAAGGUCCGGGGCACGGUUGCCCUCGGUGGCAGUGCGGCCGAGCCCAAACUACCCAGGUCGCUACUCCCUUCAGUCUAGGAGGCGCACAGUCGCUUGGGGCUGCCGCCAUCCCGAGGGCGGGGCUCCUGGGAAUUGGGUAUCUGGACCGCCGCGGUCUGUUCCAACCGCCGCCCGCACCAGGUAGUGACAUCGUCCAGCCCGUGACCAUGUUCGACAAGACGCGGCUGCCGUACGUGGUCCUCGAUGUGGUGUGCGUGUUGCUGGCUUCCAUGCCUAUGGCUAUUGUAAAUUUGGGCCAAAUAUAUCCAUUUCAGAGAGGCUUUUUCUGUACUGACAGCAGCGUGAAGUACCCGUACCAUGACAGUACCGUCACAACCAGUAUACUCGUCAUAUUGGGGCUUGGCUUACCCAUUUUCUCUAUUAUUAUUGGAGAAACUCUGUCUGUUUACUUUAAUGUCUUGCAUUCGAAUUCCUUUGUCAGCAAUCACUAUAUAGCCACUAUUUACAAAGCCAUCGGAGCCUUUCUGUUUGGAGCUGCAGCUAGUCAGUCCCUGACUGACAUCGCCAAGUAUUCUAUAGGCAGAUUGCGGCCGCACUUCUUGGCUGUCUGUAACCCAGACUGGUCAAAAAUCAACUGCAGUGAUGGUUAUAUUGAGAACUUCAUAUGCCAAGGGAAUGGAGACAAAGUCAGGGAAGGCAGGUUGUCCUUCUACUCAGGCCACUCCUCAUUCUCUAUGUACAGCAUGCUGUUUAUGGCACUUUAUCUUCAAGCCAGGAUGAAGGGAGACUGGGCAAGACUCUUACGACCCACACUACAGUUUGGGCUUAUUGCUUUAUCCAUAUAUGUGGGCCUUUCUCGAGUGUCUGAUUACAAACACCACUGGAGUGACGUGUUAGUUGGACUAAUUCAAGGAGCUGCUGUUGCGAUAUUAGUCGCUUUAUACGUAUCGGAUUUCUUCAAGGACACACAUUCUCACAAAGAGAGGAAAGAGGAGGACUCCCAUACAACUCUACACGAAACCACCACCGCACAGAGCUACUCAAGCAAUCAUGAGCCCUGAAGGGUGCCGGGAGCUGGCCAGCUUCGGGGGAACUUCUCGCUGGAGGCAGAAGGCAGGAAGAUGCAGAUCUCGUCCUGUGUCCAGGCCGUUCAUUAAAGGACUGCUGCUAUACCUCUUGGAUGCCCACUUCAUCUGUGUAUAUAGUUACUUUUAACACAAUGAAUAUCUAAUAGUUCAAUUUAAAAAAGUUUAAGCCUUCCACUAAAACACUGCCCCACCUGUACAUUUUUUAUUGAAAGAUGCUAUGUACAAAUGUGUAUGUUACAUGCCUUCUCAGAAUAUUUGACUUAAAUAUAAUAAAAUACUUGUGAAUCAUU